This is a messenger RNA of Cherax quadricarinatus, 4708 nucleotides long. The record is from RefSeq and is a predicted model, not a curated record. Lineage: Eukaryota; Metazoa; Arthropoda; Malacostraca; Decapoda; Parastacidae.
AAAUAAAAAAAUUUUCUUUAGGAAAGACAAUUAACAAGAAUAAUUAUUGGAUUUGUGUUGGAAAAGAAAAUGUAAUUCACCUGAAAGACAAAAUGCGCACUGAACAAACUAUAUUUGUGUUAAAGAAAAAAGUGCAUUGGUGCUGAAAAAAGUGUAUUGGUGCUGAAAAAAGUGUAUUGGUGCUGAAAAAAGUGUAUUGGCCUCGAAGAAGAGUUUUUUUUGGAUUAAAGAAAACAAUGCUUUUGCAUUAGAGUAAAAAUUGGAAAUAUUUUACCACCGAAGAAGGAAAAGCGAAGAAAGCGGCUUCUGUCUCUUUGAUAAUGAAGUCUCUGAAAAUAUAUAUAUAUGCUCCUUCUCUAUUUCUGCUUCUCUGUGUGUGUAUUGUUUCGUUCCAGUGGUAUCUUGAGUUUGUAAUUACCAGGUAAUCCAGGCUGAGUGAGCAUGAGCAACCUGAGAGCACAGGUCCUGGCCGUGGUGCUCAGCCUCGUCGUGUUCACUCUGUGCUUCUGUUUUAUAUACAAUGGCACAGAGAGCUCCCUCCUCAGUAAACCCAUCUUUCAAACCCUCACUAACUCACUGCCAGCGGCAGUGUGGGGGACACGACGCCAGGAGACGGUAGAGGGAAGAGGUGAGGAUACUGACCAGGCAAGCGUUGAGGAACAGCACCAGGCAAGUGGCGAUGACAAGGACCAGGCAAGUGGCGAGGACAAUGAUCAGGCAAGUGGCGAUGACAAGGACCAGGCAAGUGGCGAGGACAAUGAUCAGGCAAGUGGCGAGGACAAUGAUCAGGCAAGUGGCGAGGACAAGGAUCAGGCAAGUGGCGAGGACAAGGACCUGGCAAGUGGCAAGGACAAGGACCUGGCAAGUGGCAAGGACAAGGACCUGGCAGCUGGCUUGGACAAGGACCAGGCAAGUGGCGAGGACAAAGACCUGGCAAGUGGUGAGGACAAGGACCAGGCAAGUGGCGAGGACAAGGACCAGGCAAGAGAUAAGGACAGGAAACAAGAACAGAAACCAGGCAAGAAAGGAAACGAGAACAGGAACCAGGCAAGGGGUGAGGACAAGAAAAAGGCGAGAGGAAAAGAUAACAGGAAGCAAGCAAGAGGUGACGACAAUAAAAAGAUGAGAGGAAACAAGAACAGGAACCAGUCGAGAGACGAGGGCAAGGUGCAGAGGAGAGGAGACGAGGACAAAAACAAGGCAAGAGGUAAAGACAAGAACCAGGCGAGAGGUGAAGACAAGGACCAGGCGAGAGGUGAAGACAAGGACCAGGCGAGAGGUGAAGACAAGGAACAAGUGAGAGUACACGAGGACAAAGCUGGGUCCAGCAAGACCUAUGGACAACUGCAUACACACACACCUGCUGAGAACCAGACCUGGAAAAUUAUAUUAUUCUGGGACCAGUGGUUCGGGGGCGACUGGUCCAACAGGUUCGGGACCACCACCUCGUCAGGUCUUCGGGAGGAGGGGUGUCCCUCCUGGCGUUGUAACUUCACCUACGACCACUCUCUGCUUGGCCAGGCACACGCAGUCCUCUUUCGCGCACUCGCGUACCCAUGGGAGUCACUACCGACGCAGAGAGUACCGAGGGAGCAGCGGUGGGUGUUGGUGGACGUAGAAGCUCCCCCCAGCCAGGCCUUCUCCAGGCAGGCCAGUUCUCUCCUCAACUGGACCAUGACUUACCACACACAGUCUGAUGUGGUCGCAUUCAACGGCUACUUCCUCUCCCUCGGAGCCUCCUUAAGACCUUUACGACCGAAUCAAAUGAGCGAACACGGGGAAGCUGUAGGACGUUUAAAGAAGGCGCUGGCGAGGGGCGUCACACUGGAGGAGGUUCUGGGACCCUCCUGGGUUACUUACGUCAACAAGCCCCGCGUGGUGGCUUGGAUGUCUGGCCACUGCUCCACCAGGUCCAAGAGGGAGCAGUACGUAGCUAAACUGAAGCAGUACCUCUCUGUGGAUACGUACGGGGAGUGCGGACGUCUGAAAUGUGGGCCGAAGAGUAUCAUGGGAGGCGCCUGCUGGGUGAAUGUGAUGCAACCUAAUUACUCUUUCUACCUGUCCAUGGAGAACGCCUUCUGCGACGACUACAUCACGGAGAAGCUCUACAAUCCUAUCGUUCACAACAUUGUUCCUAUCGUGUGGGGCGGAGCGAACUACACCAGGUACCUGCCUCCUCACUCAUACAUCGACGCCCGUAGAUAUCACCCCAGCGAGCUGGCUGCCCUCCUGCUACGUCUUCAUAACGACCCCGUUGCUUACGGAAGGUACCACGUGUGGAGGGGGUUCCUGCGUCCCUUUCUGAAGGGCAGCCUCUGUGAGUUGUGUCACAAGGUGCACACUAACACAACCUUUCACCACUACCAACACCUGCCAACCACCAGACGUCUCAGGGGACGCUGUACUGUUGUUCCAUCUCCACUCUUCAACCCAGACCAUCCAGACUCCUGGAAAGCCUACAUCACUACUAAUUAUACAGAUCUAAAUAGAACUAGGAAAGCCUACAUCACUACUAAUUAUACAGAUCUAAAUAGAACUAGGAGAGGAUCGGCACCACUCCUGAAGACUUAGAUAUUAACUCAACGAAAUAGAAUAUUGCUGACAAGUACGGAGAUAAAGACAAGUUGCAGAACCCUAAAAAGCUUUAGACAGAGAUAAGGGUUGCCCCAGUGGGAGCUUAGAAUGCAGUUUGUGUCUGCCUUCACACGUAGACAUUAAUCCAUGGAUUUAAAUUGUUUUGGGGAAUUGUUGGGUUAUCAUAGGCCAAGUAUAUCUAACAAGUACAUAUCUAACAGAAUUUUUCAAUUAUAAAUGUAAUUUACCUGUAGGUAUUCUGUUAGUAAGUUCUUCACUCACAAGUUGUGUAAAGUAAACAACUUACUAACAGAAUGCUAUGAUUUAACUUCACAUGCUCAUAAUAAUUUCAACUCAAAAUUAAUCCAAAACUCUAUAUGUAUUAACUGUACAGCGGUACAGACUUCAAUGCCACAAUAGUUAUCAGAUAACACUGAUGGUUUCAAUGUUAGGACACUGCUAGUCAGUGAUCCUUGUUUUCCAAAUGGGGAUAAAACCCUAGCUGUAUAAUAAUAUAUCUUUAUUUCUAUAAGUACAUGUAUAUGGUAUACAGGCCUAGCUGACCUUUAUGACAUACUACUAUAUAGAAAGCCGAUUGUUAUGCUGAGCAUUUCGGGCAAAUUAGGUCAGUUUUGUCCCAGGAUGCGACCCACACCAGUCGACUAACACCCAAGUACCCAUUUUACUGAUGGGUGAACAUAGGUAACCGAUGUAAAGAAACACGCCCAAUGUUUGUACCCUCGCCGGGAAUCGAACCCGGACACUCACCGCGUGAAGCGAGAGCUUUAGCCACCAGGCAACGGGGUAGGGUAGGCCAGCUGGUGCUUCAUCGCUGAGCCAGUCAUUGUCUGGCUUUGAUCGUGUCAGAAGACAUUUGUCCUGUUUCCUGAUGAACAAAACACCACCACGAUUAUCCAGAAUAGAAUCACUCCCCUGAACGACGCUGCCUGGACUUUCUACUCAUUUCUCCUCUUCAAAGGGGGCUCCUUGUUGUGGUGAAGAGGCUCUUGGUCUGAGGAGUCAGACCUGUCGGUCUCCUUCCUCAGACCGAACCUAAUUACCCCCCAAUCCCCCCCUCCUUAUCCCAUCCUCCCCUUUUUCCUCUCCUCCUCCUCCUCCCCACCCCUCCCUUUUGCCCUUCCUCUUUUUGGCCUUUGGGAUUUCUCCCACAGGCGCGCUAGUUCCUAGGUAGGGGAAAGGAUACCGGGGUCCAUCUCAUUCCGUUGAGGUUCUUGGCGGUGGCAUAGUUUGCUGUGGAAUCUGGAUCGCCUGGGGAUGUCCCGAUCCCUCUCCGGUAUCCCGGAGUAGCUUUGGGUGUCUUUCGGGCGACGGGUGUAUCUCUGGAAGCCACCUUUCAGAUUCCGGGGGUGGUGGCCGAAGGAGGUAUGCUUUGUGGCGGAUAUCCGGCCGCCCUCUCUUUUGUCCACCGAGGUAGCUCGGCAGAUGUGAGGUUGCUAUCCCGGAUUGCUGGUUUACUGGCAUGAAGGGUAGGGUAUGGCACGGGUUCCAUGCUGCACCUGCGCUACUAGCGGUGCUGAGGUCCUCUUGGGUGCAGAGGGAGAUUUCCGGCACUUUCAUUCCUCCUGGGAACUAUUCCUAUCCACUCCCCCCUUUUUUUAUUCUUUUUUUAUUUUUAUUUUUUUUCCUUUCUUUUUUUUUCUUAAAAACAAAAAGCAAAUGAGUAACCUAACCAUGGAGAACCCAAUCCAUGAACCCACUACCCCCGGACCCCUUCUUGAUACCGCACCCCAUUCUGACCCUGCCUUGUUUUUAGACCACUCUUCAGACACUCCUGAUGCCCCUGUACCUCUUGCUGGUGCUGUUUCCUCACCUGCUUCAGGUACCGGGGCUUCGACUGACUCCUUCGAUUUGUUUGACCUCCGCUCUCCUUUGACUAUGCUUCCAGCCUCUCCCUCUACGGUACGGCAAUUUUUGAAUCGCCAGCCCAUUUCACGCCAGACCAACUCCGGUCCUACUCCUAAACGCCAACGUCAAUCUCCUGAUGAUGCUCCUUCGUUACCUUCCCAUUCUACUCGGAAAAGACCGACACGUCAUGCACUCCCUCUCCACGCUCAGUUCCGGACCACACAAUGGACUAAAUUCUUUACUUUAAGACCGACUUCUUCUUGCCUAC